Messenger RNA from Somion occarium, 1793 nucleotides. NCBI's taxonomy places the organism in Eukaryota, Fungi, Basidiomycota, Agaricomycetes, Polyporales, Cerrenaceae. The record is from the annotation of a GenBank genome assembly.
GCUUUCCUCGGACCUUGGCUUGUCACGCGGAUUACGCUGUCGCUGGGCGCGUAAGUACCUUCCAAAGUUCUUUGAAUCUCUUUUUGGAUUUCUCAACUUGUACUCACGCAAACUAACUUUGUUGCAGCUAAUCUAUUUACUAUCAGCCUUCAGGAACUGUCUUGGCACAUAUCGCAAUGGCAGUCAAAGGAGCCAUGCUUCUCCAUUGUCCGGUAUAAAGGGAGAUCGGAGUGGCAGGCCACAGUCUCCCAUUCGCCCAUUUAUUUCCCCCACUCUCCUUAACUUCUUACCUUUCUUUCUUACGGUCUGCGACCACUCAUUUUUUUCAGAGACUCUAGUGACCUGGUUGUCCAACUCUCCCUCACUGUCACUCACGUACCUGUUACACUUAACGAACUCCCCAUAACCGACAUGAAGUUCUCUGCUGUAUUCAUCAUCCUCGUCUUCACGCUCUCCGCAUCCGCGAAACCUUUCAAGGUUAUCCGUCGCGAUGCUGCUGCAGAGCAGAACGGCAAAGACGCUCUCGCUCAAAAUGACAAGUUCGCGACUCUCAAUGAGAACUCCCCCUGUAAGGUGGGAGACCAGGCCUGUAUAAACAACGGCUUCGCCCAGUGUGUUGGCGGCAAAUUCGUCGUACAGCCUUGUGCCGGCGGUACAAUCUGCAAAGCCUUGCCCUUGGUUAAUGCCCCUGGCACUAGCAUCGCAUGUACUACCCAAGCUGACUUCGAUCAACGUAUUGCUGCAACUGGUGCCAAGGCUGCUGGCAACAACAAUACUGGGAACGGCGGAAAGACGGCCAACGAUGGAAAAGCAGCCAACGAUGGAAAGGCGACGAACGAUGCCAAGAACAACACUGGAAAUGCAGGCAAAGAUAACGGUGACCCUCAGAAGUCCCUUACGCUCCUUGAUUCCGUUAUUGCCAAGGGUUUUGCAAACAAUGGUCAGGACCAGCCCGCCGCAGGCCAAGUCGCGUCUUUAACCUCGACAAACAACUUCAUCAACUUCUGUGCGACGACGAAGUUGCCACUCACCGAUGGCAAACAGAUCAAGACCGGUUCAUGUAACCCUGCCCCGAUGGGCGUCAUCGCAGCAACGACCAACAUGCCAUCUGCCAAGUUCCAGUUCCCUGCCAACAAUGGCCAAGUAACAGCCAAAAAGUCGUUCACUGUCAAACUUGCGCUGAAGCAUCUGGAAACUGGUCACUUCACCAAUGCUAACGAGAACUACUUUGGUGCACCACAAGUAGUCAACAAGGGUGGCGAUAUCCAGGGCCACUCUCACGUCGUAAUUGAGAAGCUGACCUCACUGUCACAAACUGAGCCUACCGACCCUACCAAGUUCGCCUUCUUCAAGGGGCUGAACGCUGCCGAGAACCCCCUCACUGUUGAUGUCACGAAUGGUUUGGAUGCCGGUGCCUAUCGUAUGUGCUCGAUCAACGCUGCAGCCAACCAUCAACCUGUCCUAGUCGCUGUUGCCCAGCAUGGAAGCCUUGACGAUUGUAUCUACGUGAGUAAUUUGGCGUACUCUGCAUCAGGGUGCUUGACACGAAAUGGUUUUUUUCAGUUCACUGCGAAGUAAGGCGCUAACGUCGGGGUCAAGAAGAUAUGAGUUUAGGACGAUUUACUUUUCGCGCUCUGUCUCUGCUGUGCUGCAAUAGUUUAUUGUUAUCCUUAUGUGUUAUAAUACCACCCGCAUUCGCUAAUGCUAUGGUCCAUUACUAAUAGCAGAGGAGGGUCCUUCCAGGUCGAGAUGUGAACGAUCGGGAAAGUAUGUAAGAAAAUGAAAGUCGAGUC